This is a messenger RNA of Leguminivora glycinivorella, 2629 nucleotides long. RefSeq names its product proton-coupled amino acid transporter-like protein CG1139. The transcript is spliced from 8 exons. Gene Ontology annotation, cellular component: vacuolar membrane. Gene Ontology annotation, molecular function: amino acid transmembrane transporter activity. The coding region runs from base 101 to 1702 and encodes 533 amino acids. Gene Ontology annotation, biological process: amino acid transmembrane transport. Lineage: Eukaryota; Metazoa; Arthropoda; Insecta; Lepidoptera; Tortricidae. The record is from RefSeq and is a predicted model, not a curated record.
ACAGCGCGCAUGCCGCGCGCCUCGCGUCGCCUGGACCACAAUACUAGUGCAUGACCGCGAACUUUGAUUUUACUGUGUACAAACUGUUUUAGUGACCAAAAUGCCGAAGAAUAUAUUAGGGGAAAUGGGCUCCCAAGUGGGCCUUACUCCGGCGCGGCAGAAUAAAAAGGAAGCAGAAGAAUGGGCGCGGCGGUCGAGCGGCCCCAUGGUCAACCCGUCCUUCGAACCGGACGACUUCCUUCCACAAAGCCUAUCACCGGUGAAGGAUGACAAGAAGCGGGGGCACGACAAAGGCAUCUUCCUGGUCAACAUGAAGGAGAAGAACAUGCAAGACGUGGAGGAGUACGAGCCCUACGACAACAGAGUGGUCGACCACCCUACCACGAACACGGAAACACUCCUCCACCUACUAAAAGGUAGUUUGGGCACGGGCAUCCUGGCCAUGCCGCGCGCGUUCGCCAACUCCGGCUACGUGGUGGGGUCCAUCGGCACGGUGGUGAUCGGCGUGCUGUGCACCUACUGCAUCCACGUGCUCAUCGACUCCUGCUACGUGCUGUGCAAGCGGCGCAAGCAGCCCUCCCUCACCUACACCGCGGCCGCGGAGGCCGCGCUCUCGGAGGGGCCCGACUGGUGCAAAGCGUGCGCGCCGUAUGCUGCGCAUGUGGUAAACGCGUUCUUGCUGGUGUACCAAAUAGGGACGUGCUGCGUGUACGUCGUGUUCGUGGCGGAAAACAUCGAGUUCGUGUUACACUACUACGUGGGCCUAAAAGUGACGGUGUUCCAAGUCAUGUGCGGCUUCCUUGUUCCGCUCAUUCUCAUCAACUACGUGCGGGAUCUAAAAUACUUGGCGCCUUUCUCGGCGAUAGCCAACGUGAUAACGAUAGUGAGCUUCGGGAUCAUCCUGUACUACAUCUUCAGAGAGACGCCGACGCUGGAGGGCAAGGCGCCCGUCGGGAAGCUUGCCAACUUCCCCCUGUUCUUUGGCACCGUGUUAUUUGCGCUGGAAGCAAUUGGUGUGAUUUUACCCCUGGAGAAUGAGAUGAAGACGCCAAAGGAUUUCGUGGGGAAGUUCGGAGUGCUGAACAGGGCAAUGAUCAGCAUCGUCCUGCUAUACGUGGGCAUGGGCCUGUUCGGAUACCUGCAGUACGGCGAGGGCGCCAAGGGCAGCAUCACGCUCAACCUGCCCGGCGACAAGGAAACGCUGGCGUGCACGGUGCAGUGCCUGCUGGCAGUGGCGAUCUUCAUCACGCACGGGCUGGCCUGCUACGUGGCCAUCGACAUCCUGUGGAACGAGUACAUCGGCGUGCGCCUCUCCAACAGCAAGAUUAGAGUCGUCUGGGAAUACCUGCUCAGAACUGUCAUAGUCCUUCUCACAUUCGGCAUCGCGGCGAUGGUGCCGGAGCUGGAAGCGUUCAUCUCGCUGUUCGGCGCGCUGUGCCUGUCGGCGCUGGGGCUGGCCUUCCCCGCCAUCAUCCAGACGUGCACCUACUGGUACUACGUGUCGCGGUCGGAGCGCAUCCGCAUGCUGGUCAAGAACGCCAUCGUGGUGCUGUUCGGCGUGCUGGGGCUCAUCGUGGGCACGUGGACGUCGCUCGAGCGCAUCGUCGAGAAGUUCGGCUCGCCCUCCGCCGACCUCAGCCCGACGCCCGCCAACCUCACAGCCGCGCUCGCGCCCUUCAACGCCACCACACUCCCGGAGUAGAAUUUUCUCUUCACGUGUAGUUUUAAUGACAGUGCCAUUAUGCUAGUAACCGUCCGUGGCAUAAAUUGUAAAUUUAAAGUACAAUUGUUGCAGCGUUUUAAACGUAGGUACCAUUAAGUUAUUAAGAGUUAGGUAAUUAUUGUCAUUUUUUAUUUUUUUAUUGUAAGUAUUUUUAUAGAAUUCUCUGCCGCAACCGUUUGACAGUAUUCCCAGAGGUAUCCUAGAUUGUGACAAAAGUAGUGGUGUAAAAUGUAACUCGAGACAACUGUGCCGCGCCACUAUAAGGGGACGCGAGUAAAUUAAACUAUUGUAUAGUGUAGAUAGUAGACGCUACGGUUGUUACAAUAAAAAAUAAUUAAGUAUAGUUUACUAGAGACGCUUACAAUCCUAUGACAGUGAGAAUCUUUUAAAGUGAAGCAUGGCAUUUCGAUAGUUUAAGGUUACAUAUUAAGUACUUUAGUACAAAAUAAAAAGUGAUGGCGAAUAAAUUAUAAAAUGUUUGUUGAUGAAUGUCCAAUGGUUGUGAUCGCUGGUCGAGUCGGCGCCGGCGCACGACCGGGCAAACGCACACCGUCGUUGGCCUCGCAACUAGUUACUCAAGGUACUCGAAGCUGCUGUGACCGGAGCUGCGUAGCGUACGUUGCCACUCUUCUAAUUAUUACAUUUACAUGAAAAAUACAAUUUUAAUUAUGAAUUUGUAAUUUUAAUUAUGAAUGUCGAAAAUCGUCUUAGUCGUCAUGUUUCGGUCACAAAUUAUAAUAUUGAAAUCUGUGAUGUGAUAGUUAUAAAAUAUUUAUAGGAUUUAUUUUUGGUUGACUAUUUUAUUGAUAUUGUAUAUGGGACGUGUCUCACACGUCAGUGAUACUGUGCUCAGAGCGACGUUGUAUGGUCAAUAAAUAAACUAUUAUUAUCUUAUUUACAAAUUAA